Messenger RNA from Asparagus officinalis (garden asparagus), 1137 nucleotides. RefSeq names its product vesicle transport protein SFT2B. The transcript has 6 exons. Gene Ontology annotation, cellular component: membrane. NCBI's taxonomy places the organism in Eukaryota, Viridiplantae, Streptophyta, Magnoliopsida, Asparagales, Asparagaceae. Bases 80 to 607 code for a protein of 175 amino acids. Gene Ontology annotation, biological process: vesicle-mediated transport. The record is from RefSeq and is a predicted model, not a curated record.
CGUCAUUACCCACUGAGCAUCACUCGCCAGCGACUAUAGAUCUCGACUCCGCCUCAGAUCUCAAUCGAGAGCGAUCGCCAUGGACAAGAUGAGCAGAGCUCUGGAGAGGGCGAAGAUGCUUGUCGGCAUGGAGGUCGACGAGGAGCAGCAAGCGGCCGAGGAGACCUCCUCCACCUCCUUCUACGACGACUUCAAUCGCGAGUGCACUCUGACGACCAAGCAGAGAUUAUACGGCUUUGCCAUAUGUUUAUCUGCGGGUUUAGCUUGUACAUUCCUGUCGAUGCUCGUGUUCUUGAAUCCAAUCAAAUUUGGAGUAACAUUUACCUUUGGCAAUUUACUUGCGCUUGGGAGCACAGCUUUCCUCAUAGGCCCAAAACGACAGGUUACAAUGAUGCUUGAUCCCGUGCGCAUAUAUGCAACUGCCAUAUACCUUGCAAGCAUGAUAAUAUCUCUAUUUUGUGCUUUUUAUGUGCACAACAAGCUCUUAACUCUGUUGGCUAUUAUCUUGGAGUUUGGUGCCCUUGUGUGGUACGCGCUAAGCUACAUACCUUUUGCACGGUCCAUGGUGUCGAAAAUCAUGUUUGCUUGCUUGGACACAGAGUUUUGAGCUUUGCUCCUUCAAUGCAAGAUAGUUAUGUUGUAUAAUUUUAAGGGUGGAGAUCGAUUGUGUUUUGUUUAGCGGCAAUUUUUCAGACUGAAACUGUUUCUUCUCAUUUCGUCUUUCUACACCUUCUCCCUAUCUGCUCAUAGUUUGAAAUCCUGUCCCAAAAAACUCGAUCAUACCUUGCUAAGGCGGUGGCAUGUCCAUAUACCUUCAUACUGUGGUGAUAUAAAGUUGACUUCAUGGCAAAUAUUGUCUCAGAAGGAAUAGCUGUAGCGUUUAUAAUCCCUGCACGUAUAUCAAGGGUUUUUAACUUCUGAAAGUAAAGGCUGACACCCUUGUUAUCAUUUUGCAGUAGCAACUGUAUUUUUUGCUAAUUAAGGAUGUGUUUGGAUUUAUAAGUGCUGCUGCUAUUGUUGCUCAAGAAGCAUGUGGACCUUUUCCCCCCUCGAUUGGGCUGUAAUGUAUGUGAGCUAUGUGUGUUCGUCUAUGUAUACUUUUUGUCUAUAAGUUCUAUCAUAUGUUUCACUUUCGUA